GCCAUUUGUGGGAGCUUGCUGUGUGAAAGUCAGCUUGUGUGCUUUUAUGUCACAACAGCUUCUGUGCUUCAAAAGUGGCUAUAAAAUGUUUCGCAGUCAUGACAGAUUUUUUAAAAAAUGACUCGCAAUAUUUUGCAAGUCAGUCUGGCUUCGAAUAUUUUUCCAAAUGAAAGGUUUUGGAUAAGCUGUCAAGUUGCUCUGUCUCCUUUUGCUUGCACUUGUUGCACUUCUUUUUCUGAAAAUUUUGCAGAAAUCAGAAGGUGGCUGUUUCUUUUAAAAUUCUUUCAAACAGCUGUUUAAUAGGGAAACCCCGUGUAGCUAUUUUACAAGUUGUGUGGUUUCUGUUCAUCCCAGGAUUCCCAAGUCAGAGGCUAAGAUCUUCUUGUACAUUUUUCCCCACUAAUUGUGAUUCAUGGGUGAGAAGAAGGUUUGUCUGACACUGAAUCACUGAGAUUACAAUGCACUGGUGGAGCAAUGUGAGGUGUGUGAACUGUGAUAAUGUGUACUUGGAGAGAAACUUUGAACCCACAGUGACACAAAGCUUCUCGCCACACAAAUGCCUCUGAGCAAGAAGUUGUGGGUUUAAAUACCAAUUGUGGUGGGUAGCUUAGGCUGACACAUCAGAAAAACAGAUUAAGGAAUUACCAUUGAGGCAACAUAUUUCUGGUGAGACAUUAGUCAGACCAUGGGGUUUCCUUGCCUCAUGUCUUGAGUUCAGGCUAAUUGGAGAUUGAGCUGAAACUUAUGGUCAUCUAAAUCAUGAUUAUAUCGUGUGACUGCUAGGGCUUAUUCCCAAUCUCAGUCUGAAUCUUAUCUAGAUAAUUUAAUUGAAGUCUAUUCACGGUUUGAGCUUGUUUUCUGCAUUCAAAUAAGUUGAGCUGCCAGAUGAUUUGAAGUAUCUUUUUGAAGUAAUGAUGCAUAUAACUUGUUAAUUCUUGCAGUGGAUUCUGUUUGCAUGCAUUUUACUCAGAACUGUAGGAGGGGAUAUCAGCGGACUGAGGUUUUGCUUCCUAGCUGUGUCCAAGAGGAGAUGGACGGGAGAGAAGGUGCAAAAUGAGAGUUGAUAGCAGCACUCUUUUUUUCGGUGUUCUUUGAGUGUGUGGUGGUUUUAAUGGAGCUCACUGGUUGUAACGUGGAGGUGAUUGCUAUCUGUAUUACAUGCAUACACACCUUUCUGUGAGUAACAGGAAGUGAGGUGGGAGUUGGUGGAAAAGAAGAAAAAACUGGAUGAAUCAGUCAGUCGACUUGUGCUUUUAUUGUUCCCACCUCACAUCUCUGACCAGGCCAGCAUUUAUUGCCCAUCCCUCCCUGUUUGUUACUUAGCAACUGUUCACGACCUGGAAGCAGAUUACCGCCUGCCUUUUUUUGUGUGUGUGAGAGAGAGAGAGAGAGAGAGACACACACACACUGUCUGAAGCCCAUAGGAAGAAAAGGUGCUACAGGAUCUGCUGAGUUUCUCCAGCACUUGCCUGUCUUUGUUCUGGAUCUCCGACAUCCACGAUUUCGCUAUGAAAAGCCUUCAUUUUCCCUACUUACAUCACCCAUGCCUACCACAAGGAAGCUUCUUCACUUGCCUGUCAGUCUAAUAGUCUGCCUCCAAAGACCUUGAACAAUUAACGUUAACAACCGAACUCUCCUCAGAACUGUGUCUGCUGCCAGUCAUCAUUGCUGGGCUCCUGAGAUGGUGGCAGGGCUUUGAAAGAGGCUCAUUUCCUCAGCACCACGCUCCUACCUCCGUAAGGCUGCAGUGAGGUAUAUUUGCCCGUUGCAUUUCUUGCCAUUGCACUCAGGGCCGCUUUCCAGGUCGGCUCCUCGGCAUGGCGACUUUGGCCUCAUUGUCUGGCAAGGAUGCUGCGCUAGGUGCUAAACCACUGGCCUAUGCCAAACCCCUGAAUGAUUUGGACUUCCACUCGGGAGCUCGUAUCGAGGAGAUAACGAAGCUGAUCCAGGAGUUCGGCAAGUAUGAGAUGAGGGACUUUGACGAUCGGCAGGCCCUGGAGGUUCAUACCGCCAAAGACUUCAUUUUUUCUAUGCUGGGCCUUGUUCAGAAGCUGGACCACAAGUUACCCGUCUCCAACGAGUACCUGCUGCUGUCUGGGGGUGUGCGGGAAGGGGUGAUCGACAUGAACCCCGACGAGCUGGGUGACUACGCCAGGGGCACAGACUACGACGUCGACUUCACGCUGCUGGUUCCGGCGCUGAAGCUCCACGACCGCAACCAGCCGGUGACGCUGGACAUGCGCCACUCGGCGCCCUGCCACUCAUGGCUCAGCCUGCGGCUCUUCGACGAGAGGACCAUGGAGAAGUGGAAGGACUGCUGCAUGGAGACGGAGCCUGGCCCGGUGGGAGCCGGCAGCUACUACUUCUCCCCCACCAAGGUGGCAGAUUGGUUCUUCCGCUCGGUGCGUGCCGUCAUCGAGGAGGUGCGCCGACACCCACAGCGCGGGGUUCCCAGCGUGGCGGCGGUGGAGAAGAAUGGCACGGUGGUGUCCGUCAUCCUCAACGUGGGCCGCAGCCGCAUGCUCUAUGACAUCGUGCCUGUGGUGUCCUUCAAGGGCUGGCCGGCCGUCGCCCAGAACUGGCUGAUGGAGAACCACUUCUGGGAUGGCAAGAUCACUGAGGAGGAGGUGAUCAGCGGCUUCUACCUGGUGCCAGCCUGCUCCUGCAGUGGCAUCCCAGAGAACGAGUGGCGACUGGCUUUCUCGCGGAGCGAGGUGCAGCUGAAGAAGUGCAUCUCCAUGCCCUUGAUCCAGGCUUACCAGGCGUACAAGGCCAUGAUUGUCAAACUGCUGUCAAGGCCUCGGGCCAUCAGUCCCUACCACCUGAGGAGUCUGAUGCUGUGGGCCUGCGACCGCCUCCCUUCCAGCUUCCUCGGGCAGGAGGAGAACACAGCACACUUCCUCCUGGGCCUCCUCGACGACCUGGCCCACUGCCUGGUCAACAAGUCAUGCCCCAACUACUUCCUGCCACAGUGCAACAUGUUCGAUCAGCUGUCCGACAGCACAGUGCUGCUGCUGGCCUGCCGCCUUUCGUCGGUGCGUUCGGACCCCGCCGAGCACCUGCGCAGCGCCAUUGAGCACGCCAAGGCAGCCAGCCGACUUGCCCAGGAGCUGCGGCAGUCCACACCAGGCCUGGCCUCCUCCCAGUCAGAUGGGGUGCUGUCCAGUGCUGGCCGGCAGGAUGACAGCUUAGCCCGCAAGCUCCAGCAGCUGGUGACGGAAAACCAGGGCAAGUCCAUCUCUGUCUUCCUCAACCCGGACGACGUCAGCAAGCCUCACUUCAGGAUCGAUGACAAGUUUUUCUGAAGGAUUGGGCCGUGGUGCUGUCCGUCCGAUGCACCUGUCUUCCCUCCCUGCCUGCCUUCAGCCCCCGCAUGCUGCAUUGUGGGCUACUGGUAGGCGUGAUCUCCCCUUGCAUUGUGGGAUACUGGCGGUCACACUUUGCAAUGGGCCUCACUGAACUGAGAGACGUGUUGCUGAAGCAUUCUUUGGGACAAAUGCAGGAUUGCCAAGUUUGGAAUGAUAGCGACCCGAACUGCAGGAGAAAAGAGUGCCACUUGGUUUGCAAUUUGACUCUGGGCUGCAGUAUUGCCAUGGAGCAAGCUGUAGACACCUCAGGCAUCUGGGUAAUUCCUUUUCUUAAAACAGAAGUAAGGUUUAAACACAUUCCAUUUUGUUUGCAACUUUUGAAACAGUGUCACUCUCAACUAGUGCGAGUGAGCCACAGCAAUGCCUCAAUCAAUCAGUCAAAUUGCUAAGCGUAUUGGGGCGCUUUUUCCCCUGUGGUGUAAAUUAUUGUGAUCAGUGCGCUUUGGCAUUCUUGUGUUUUGUCCUGAUGAGUGCAAGACAAAAAAAAACCUGGACAAUGUAUCUCUCUUCUCAGCAAUUUCAGGUUCUGUUCUAAAAGUAAAAUGAUUGCAAUGGAUGUUUAACAAUAUUUCUCAAGAUUACAGGUGAGCCAUUGCUUACCUUUUUUCAAAAAAAACUUUAUUCGUCUUUCCUGUUGUGAGAGGAGGGGUUUGAAAUGGCAGUUUAUAAGUAUCCAGCCAAUUAAUUGUUGCCUGGUCUCUCUGACUAAUGUAAAGCAACUCAAAACCAGCAUUGCUGAGUUAGAAUCCUUAGGUUACACGUCACGUUUGUAAACUCCACAUUUGAAUCUCCUGUGCUGGCCGUAGGACCAGAUCUUAAUGCCCGACACAAGGAAUGAUAACUUGACCGUACAAUUCUUGAUCCAUUCUGUCUUUGUGGAUUCUGGGCUCUCCUGUAAAGGGGAUGGUUAGUGCUGUGCAAGCACCAGGCUGAACUGUGACUGGGUGCAGGCUGCCAACCGCUGAUGAGGCCUGACAACAGUGCAAUAUUGUAGUGCGUUUAAAUUGCAUUGUGAGGCACAGCCAUUAUCAAGGGGAUGGCACUGGAAGCAGCUGAUGGGUUUGGUCAGACUGAACUGCAUCCUGAAUGGAUUUGGGAUGUAUGGCUGGGAUAGUUCGUCCGGAUAGUCAUUUCUAUCAAUGAAACAUCAACUCGUUGAUACUUUUGCUUUGCGUUCCAGUUUCAUGGAAAUUUUUGUCAUUUAUUUCGUAAGCAGUUUGAUUUCCAACAGUAGCAACACCAGGCCUGGAUACUGAAGCCUUUGGUUUAAGUGGCCACUUGGAUGAGCACCUAUAUAUUUACACUGUAUGGUGCUUUCUUAGUAAGUUUUGGAUCAGUUCUGAUUUCUGCUGGAAAUAUUUUUUUUCCAUUUGACUCUCCCUCUCCCUUUCCCUUUCCCUCUCCCUCUCACACACUCUCAACCCUGCCUCCCUCCCUCCCUCCCUCUUUCUGUCUUCCACCCCUCCCUCUCUCUGUCUUCCCUCCCCCUCACUCUGUCUAUUUCUUUGCCUCUGCCUGUCUGUGCCACCCUCCCUCUGAGCUGCACAGAAUCUUACCAGACCAUUAAUGCCUCUGCCCUGCUCUUCUCAGCCAGUGGGAUCGCUGUAAUUAAUCUUAGUGCCUUUUGGGUGAACAUUGCCAAACAGAUCUUGGAGGGGAUAUCUGCAAAAGUUUAAUUUUAUUGCUGCCAUCCUGUGUACACGCAGUAUGACUGUGUUUCUCAAUUGAUUUGAUUCUAGUACAGUUGGCCUCAGGAUCCUUUUGGGUAAGGGGUGCUGGGGGCAGAGGGGAGAUAGUAAUGUGGCAGGAAUGUGUUGAUCAGGGCAUCUGGAAAGAACUGAGUAUGUGUGAGACCAUCUCUGUUGCCCACUGCAGAUCAUCAUCCUUCCUGUGCUGCGGCUUGGGGUCUACGGUCAGCCCAAACCUAGGUUGACCCAGCCGUGGUAUGGGAUGCCCACAGAAAGUGGCAAGUUGCCAGUCCAUUACCUGGAGCUGUUCACCCACUUGAGUUGACCGGUAGUCAGGUGUGAUCAGGGUAGGAUGUUUACUGCAUGUGACCCAAAGCUUGUGUGCUCAAACAGAUGAGGCAGGGCAUUUUUGUGUUUGCAUUUGAGGCGUGAACGCAGUCAGAGCGUUGAAGAAACGACAGUUGAAGGGAGGAAUGCAAAGUAGCUGUCUUGAGCCCUACCUCUGCUGAAAAGAGUUCUUGCCGACGUGGGAGGGUACCAGUCACCCCUAAGGUUGGGCAACAUGCUGCCGGUGACCCCUAAUUACCAACAGCUGGUGGUUUCCACCCCACACAAGCACAUUUAGUGGGUGAGCACAGGGAUUACUGACAGGCUGACAGCACACACUAAAUGGAUGGAGGUGGUCAGCCUGUUUAGAUGGUGACAUAGUGCCAGGCCUUUGACUAUAACAUGCACUUAGAUGCACUGGCAUUCACUGCGUUACGUUUGUCCAGUUGGGCAUCAAAUACGUACCAAGUAUCAAGCUAGUCUGCCACACGAUGCUCCCUCCUAGCUGCUCCAAAUGUGGGGUUGGUGGUUUGAACUGGGUGGGGGUUGUGGCCACAGGAUUACAAUAAGGUAGUCAUUCAGUAAUUCAGACUAUAUCAAAAGCUCAGUUUUAAUCAGUUUUCCUCUGCCUUACCAAACAACAUUGUGACAGGGAGCGGAUGCACACCUCACACUGGCUCCGUGCCUCCCAGCAGAGGGAUCAGUUUUUUGGAAAAACAAAUGUCCAUCAGGCCGCUUGAGUUAUCAUGGCAGUGGCAGCAGAGACAGGAAGGUAAGGAUGUACAUCCUGCUCUCUCGUUGGGUGCCGCAGCGCCCAAAAAGCUAAGUGUCAGCCUGCUGUGUCGCACAUUGCCAAACCCUCCCACCCCCAACCCUCCUCGUACCGGAGACAAAGUUAGCACUGCUGCCUCACAGAGCCAGGGACUCGGGUUUGAUUCCACCCUCGGGCGACUGUCUGUCUGUGUGGAGUUUGCACGUUCUCCCCCGUGUCUGCUUGGGUUUCCUCCCACAGUCCAAAGAUGUGCGGAUUAGGGUAGACUGGUCAUCCUAAAUUGUCCCAUUGCAUCCAGGAAUGUGCAGGCUAGGUGGGUGAGCCUUGGGAAAUGCAGGGUUACGGGGAUAAGGCAGGGGUGUGGGCCUAGGUGGGAUGCUGUUCAGAGGGUCAGUGUGGCCUCAAUAGGCCAAAUGGCCUGUUUCGGCACUGUAGGGAUUCUAUAGGGCCUUCCUGGCCAUACCUGAGAAGGUGAUCCACAGAGGUCAGACUGCAAAAUGAGUGACAGGAGCCAGCAAGAACCAGUGCAUCUGACCCAUCCCCCUGCCGUGCCAGCUCUGCUGCAGAUUUAGGUACAUCCCAGUGUGUGCUGUAAACUUUGCCCUUCUAGCUAGGAGCAGCCUUUUACAAAGUUUACAAAGCAUUGUCACUGGAAUCUUAGUAUGAAACUUUAAGGGUCCAAUUGCUGGUCUACUCUGCAGGAAUUCAGAUAUUCUGGAGAGAUGUAAAAAAAAUAGCAGCUAUUAUCCAGUAAUACAGUUAGUUACAUGAGACUGCCAGAAAUCAGUGACCUGACAGUGGGUUUUCCACUGGUGCUGGUCAAGUCAAGCUCGAACACAACUUUCCCAAAUGUGUCUCUUUGUUUUAUACUUUCUCUUUUUGUCUUUCCAUCAUUUUGUUUUUAACCUCCACCUCUUCAGCCAGCGUCGAUCCUGACAUCUCUCCUGCAUUUUAUUUCUGCCAGCUUGCUCUCCGUUGAAAUUGAGAGUUUUAUAGCCAGAAUGAGGCCUUUUGGUCCAUCGUGGAUCUGGCACCUAUCCACUCUGAUCCCAUUUGCGGAAACUUGGCCUGUAUCCUUGUGUGCUACAGCAUUUCAAGUCUUUAUCUAAAUACGUCUUAAAAGUUGUGAUGGGUCCUGCCUAUAUCACCUGCUAUGAACAUUUAAAAGGAGAGUGUAGGCUGCAGUCUUACAAUGACUGAGUUUUGUUUUAAAAAAAGUGUAUUUGAAGAGACGUGCUUCUGAGGUUGGCAUAGAAAUUGGGGUUUGGGGUGGUAGAAGCUAUAUCUGGGCUGAAUAACCAGGGUCUGGGGCUCUGAGGGCUAGCUUCAGGGUCCAUGUUUCCUGCUUCUGGCCUUGCUGCUGGAGUACAACUUGGUAUUACCUCCGGGAGCAGGUUGCCAAAGGCAAUGUCCUUCCUUUCUUGAGCUGUCGUCGCUGGUGCUGAGCUGCUGCUUCCUCAUUCACAGGGGCUAUGUGCCUAAUCUCUGUUUCCCGCACCCAACGUUGACUGGACCUUUUGACACUUGCGUCAGAUAUGUAGCAUUGAAGUGUGAAAAGCGGAGUUCUGCCUUGCCACAAGAGACCCGCGGAAAGCAUUGUGGUUUGUCGUCCUGCAUUGCAUUUUGUCUGGAGGGUGGACUUGGGAUGGGUUUCUCCUGGAGCUGCGCAAGUGAUUUGGGCAAAGUGCACCCUUUUCACUCCUUCAGUGGGACAAAUAGUGUACGCAAUUUCAAAGCGGUGUCUAACGUAAUUUAUACCAUUUGAUUGACAAAGUGCCUGCAGCCCAACUACGAUUGUAUUUGCGUACAUCGUGAAUGUUGAGACUACAACUCGAAGCUGCAUCCCCCAACACUAGUUCUACAGGGCUGCAAUGAAGCAGACCAGCUUGGUGGUUUAACAUAUUUGUGCCUCAACUUUAUCAAGGUUUGCAUUCAGACAGCAACUUUUGUCCAUACCUGCAUACAGCCAGCUGUAGCCUCCAAUCUAAACGGGCCAGGAUUGAGUAUCUGGGGAAACAAGGGAGUGCUCUCUUGCAUUUUCGUUCAAGUAUUGUACUCAAAUGUUUUUUUUUGCUGCAGCUGUGGAGGUACACAGCUAGGAGUGAGUGCGUGCUGUGACUUGGGAGGUGCUGGCAUGUGUGUUUUUCGCUUUCUCCUUUUGCUCAGGCAGACAGCUGAUAAUCACCCCAAAAAAUGAAAGCUACAUUGUAUGCGACAGUAAACUCAUGUAGAAAGAAGCAAUUGAACAAUAGAGCAAGCAUGAACCCUGCAUGUACUGUUGAUGCUGCAAAGCAGCUCCUCCCUGAGUGAGGGAUGUGUACUUUGCUGCAAAUGCCCCUUUCCUCUCUACUACUUUGUGAUGCGAUUCUUGAAUGUACAGCCGGGCACUUGAAUUCUCCCCACCCUCCUGUAGAUUCAAGUUGCGGUACGGCCAUAACAGCCUGGCCUUUUACAAUAAAGCAAAAGAACUGGGGAUCUUGGACAUCUGAAACAAAGGAAAGCAGAAAUUGCUGGAGAAGCACAUCAGGUCUUGUCCAUCUCUACACUGAUUGGGCAUCCAUUGAAGAUGAACCAGGUUGUACCACUCCAAAUGUGGUUCAUGGCAUGGUUGGGGUGGGGUGGUGGUGGGUGCUGGUUGCUGCAUUUGGCAAGCUUUUAAACUCCCUACAACUUGGCCUGACUGGCCUUGUAUAAAAAGCUGUAUCCUGUGGUGAAUGAAUCCCAAACUGGGAAUGCCACCCUCUGUCUCGGGACUCGGAAACGAGAACAGGAAUUCCUGGAGAAAAUAAGCAGGUUCUGGCAGCGUCAGAACUGUUCUGAAGAAGGGUCAGCACAUUCGAAACUUUAGCUGUGUUUUCUCUCUCCAUAGAGGGCAGCUGUGUGCCACAAGGAUUGGUGCUGGGUCCGCUGCUCUUUGUCAUCUGUAGAUAUGAUUUGAAUGUGAAGAGAGGUGGUAUGGUUAGUAUGUUUGCGGAUGACACCAAAAUUGUUGAUGUAGUAGACAGUAGAGGUUAUUUCGGAGUGCAAAGGGACCUUGAUCAGAUGGGCCAGUGGGCUAAGGAGUGGCAGAUGGAGUUUAAUUUGGAUAAAUGUGUGUUGCAUUUUGGAAAGGAAAAUCAGGGCAGGACUUAUAAAGUUAAUGGUAAGUCCCUGGGCACUAUUGCUGAACAAAGAGAAAAGGGGUUCAGGUGCAUAGCUCCUUAAAAGUGGAGCCACAGGUAGACAAGGUAGUCAAGAAGGUGUUUGAUACACUUGCCUUUAUAGCCAGUGCAUUGAGUAUAGGAGCUGAGAGGUCAUGUUGCAGCUGUACAGGACAUUUGUUAGGCCACUUUGGAAUGCUGCUUUCAGUUCUUUGUCUCCCUGCUAUAGGAAAGAUGUUAUUGAACUUGAAAGGGUUCAGAAAAACUUUACAAGCAUGCUGCCAGGGCUGGAGGGUUUUGAGCAACGAGGUAAGGCUGAGUAGGCUGGGGCUAUUUUCCUUGGAGUGUCAGAGGCUAAGGGGUGACCUUUAUAGAGGUUUACAAAAUCAUGAGGAGCAUGGAUGGGGUGAAUAGCCAAAGUCAUUUCUCCAGGGUAGGGGAGUUCAAAACUAGCAGGCAUAAGUUUAAAGCGAGUAAAAGAUCUGAGGGACAACUUUUUUUUACACAUUGCAUGUGUGGAAUGAACUGCCAGAGGACGUCGUGGAAGCUGGUACAGUGACAACAUUUAAAAGGCAUCUGGAUGGGUACAUGAGUAGGAAGGGUAUAGAGGGAUAUGGGCCAAAUGCUGGCAAAUGGAACUCGAUUGGGAUAUCUGGUCAGCAUGGAUGAGUUGAACCAAAGGUUCUGUUUCUGUGCUGUGUGACUCUAUGAUAACAAAGUGUGGAGCUGGAUGAACACAGCAGGCCAAGCAGCAUCUCAGGAGCACAA
Messenger RNA from Stegostoma tigrinum, 10063 nucleotides. Its product is annotated as nucleotidyltransferase MB21D2-like. The transcript has 4 exons. The coding region runs from base 1818 to 3305 and encodes 495 amino acids. Lineage: Eukaryota; Metazoa; Chordata; Chondrichthyes; Orectolobiformes; Stegostomatidae. The record is from RefSeq and is a predicted model, not a curated record.